UCCUAUUCGUGAACGUGAAAAAAUUCUUUCUCCGUGCCCAUUCUGUGUUAACAAGGAUUUACCUACAGAAAAUACGUGUUGCAAGACAAUUUACUGCAGGAAAGAAGUAGUAUUUGUCGAAGCUUAGUCCAUCCGAUUGAUUUCCACUAGUGGAGCGUGCUAAUUCAGCAGCGUACCGUUUAAUUCGUUCUGCAAGCAGUGUGAAUCGAGAAGGAAGUCAGUGAAAUAAGAAGUUUCCAAAAAUGGUUUUACGUGGUGUGCGGGGUGGUUACCACUCGCGGGGAGGAGGCUCACGAGGAGCUGGACGCAGCACGUACCACGGCGGAAGUGGAUACCAUGGUUCGAACCAUCAUAACAGCAGCAGCUAUGACAACCGGAACGAUAACCGAAACAGUCGGUACAGCAGCAGUGGCGGAGGUGGCGGUGGCGGUGGCGGUGGCGGUGGAUACGAUUCCCGGAACUCGUCCCGGUACGAAUCAGAUUCAAGGUACUCUCGGCACGAUAGUCGCAACGAUAACUACAAACGUUCGAACUCCUCCAAGUACGAGGAUAAUCGCGACCGUCGUUCCCCGGAUCGGAAGCGUCCUCGCAGCGAUCACAACACUCAGCAGGGAGGAAGCUCGCGGCGCGAUUAUGGUAGCAGCGGAAGCGGUGCUGUUGGUGGACGUGGCGGUGGAUCGUCUAGCCGGUACCACGAGGGAGGCAGUUCCAGUUCGUCGUACGACAAGCGUGGCAGCAACAACGAGCACCACUCGUCGUCGUCCGGUGCUGCCGACAGUUCGAACCGUAGCAAGUUCGAUCAUCAUCGCAGCAGCAGCAGUGCCAGCCGCAGCCAUGGUGGUGGUGGCGGUGGCAGUGGCGGCGGUGGCGGUGAUUCCGGCAGUUCUUACAGGUCACGGGACAACAGCUCUACCAGCAUGGGACCGCCACGUUCGGUGGCGAUGCGGAGCAGCCAUAGCAGCAGCAGCGGCGGUCGUUCGAUGAUGCGCCCUCCGAUGGGAGGCGGCCAUCGAUCACACAUUGGCGGUAGCUCACUCAUGGGCGGUGGUGGAAUGCAUCGCCGGGGAGGUGGUAUGAUGCGGGGACGGAUUUCGCACUACCGCUCCGAUGGCCGGCGGGGCAUGUUGACGUCACGCAUCAUGGGUGGGCACCACCGACGGACGGAUAUGCGCCCGAUACCGAUGCACAACCGACGCUUCCCAUCGAUAAGGGGCCGUGGUGACAUGCGAAGCCGUAUUAUGGGUGGCAGCGAUGUGAUGUCCAAACGGACGUUAGAUAUGAGGAUUUCGAAGAAAAUUCUCUACAAGCGUGCGCUUCAGUUCGCAAAAGACGGAUGCGAUGAGUCACCGUUCGAAAACGAUGACGAUGAUGAGGAAGAGGACGAUGGUGGUGAUGUCGAAGCGGCACCCUCACGAUCAAAAAAGGCCAAGAAAACCGACGUUGCAGAAGACGAUGAGGAAGAAGAAGUGGACAUUAAGGAGGAAAAAAGUGAACUGUGGGACGACGACGACGACGACGAUGCUGCAGAUACAAAAUCCAAAUCGUCCGCACGUAACGAAGAGGAGGACCAUGACGAAAAUGAUCCCAACAAUACUGCAACUACGAUCGGUGAGGAAGGUGAAGGGAAAGAUGGUGUAAAAGUACAAACACCAGUAAAGAAAACCGUUAAGAAAGAAGACGGUAAGGAGGAGGGAGACCGUAAGGCUUCGGACGAGGGAUCGGAAAAAAAGCGAUCGACUAAGAUCAACACGAAGUACCGGUCGUCCAACUUCAUCAAGCUCACGUGUGUGCACUGCAAGAUAAAGUGUGUAACGUUCAAGGAGUACCAAACCCAUCUUUAUGCACGUACCCACAAAAUGAAAAUGCGCACGUUGGCUGUUAAGUGUCGGGAGCGUUUGCUGGAAAUGCGUGCUGCGCAGCGGAAUGCCCAAAAGGACGAGGAUGAAAAAUCAGACGACGGAACGGGUGGGGAGGAAAGUAAGCGUCCCGGGUUCUGUAUGCUGUGUCGCCUGAACUACCGGCAACAGCGCGCCAUUCACCAGCAGUCCGAAGGGCACAAGAUGAUGAAGAAAUUCCUGAUGCCGUACUGCAACAUAUGUAACCUUGGCUUCAAGAGCCCGAUGGCGUUCGAAACGCACCGAGCAUCUUUGGAUCAUUUGAAAAUUAAGGCACGCGUCGAGCGGUACGCUUCGUCCACGAAGGGCGAAGAGUCGGGCGAAGAGCUUCCGGCCGAUACGGGCGAUAUCGACCUGGACAGCUUGACCAUUGUUGAUGAGGUUGGCAAGGUGGAUGAAAUUUGCGAACCGGGUGCAGGUGCGGAAUCGACACCCACAAGAAAGCGCGGCUUCGGUGAUGCUGGUGGUGGUGGUGGUGGUCGGGCCGGAACGGAGGAUGACGAUGACGAGGACGAUGACGAUUUGGAUGAGGACGAUGAAAAUCAAAUGAUCAUCGGCGAGGAGUACGUGAAGAUUGUACAGGUGCAAUACUGUGAGCUGUGCAAUAUGUACUUGCCACGGCGUGCAGUGAACCAGGAACGCGUACUGCGCGAGCACUGCAAGAAGCGACCUCAUCUGAAGCUGUAUAUACGCUUCCGGAAGGAUAAGAAGCUGCGCGAACAGGCGGAGCGUAUCCACAAGAAGAAACUGAAGGGUGACAAGGAGUCAGCUACAGGUACGAAGGGUGAUGAAAAGAAAUUGAACGAUUCGACUGGAACCACUGAAUCAAAACCAUCUACUGACAACACUAGCGCAGCCAGUACCAACCCGACCGAGUCUGCAUCGAUUAAAACCGAAAGCGAUAUCAAACUGGACAAGAAUAGUUCCGCCGGAAGCGAUGCUGCCUCCAAUGCAACUAAAACAAAUGCUUCCAACACCGGUAAUACGAAUACGGUAGCGCAGGAUGGGGCCAGUGUUGAUUCAAGUGAAGCAAAUCUAUCGUUCGAUGGAAGCAAUAAUUUAACCGCGCUCGGUGGUGCCGGUACGCUGACAGACGAACAGGUCGAUAAACUGAUGUGGCAGGUGGUGGACAAUGAUGAUUUGGGUGAUCUUUUGCGUGACGUGCAGGAUGACGUCGAGGAGGAAGAUGACGAUAAAACGAACCUGGAGCGUUACGAUAAGUUCCGGCACACAGAAAAGAACGGCCUGGAGCAGCGAUCUGAAACGGCCGGUGAAGGUGCCGAGGAAGAGGAGGACAUCGCUUCCAGCAAAUCACAGAGCGGUGCGGGUAAAAAGGGGACGACUGCAAACGGUGGUGCCGAUGUGGCAGCAAACGGUGAAGCCGGCAAAGAUUUGAAACCGGUUGUAGGUUAGAUGGAUGAAUGGAUUAUACUUGCAGCAUAAGGAGCAACUAUCUGCAACGAAUGAGCCAAAUCGGUCGUUUACUAAUUUGUGCUCGGCAGACUUAUUACAAUAGGAAUGCACAGGGUGCGUGUUAUGUUUAGGGUAGCAGUAUGAGUGUACCUUAGAGGGAAACAUUUUGCAGAAUUAACACACGACUAGAAUGUUACGAUUACGAGCAGUAAUUGUUUGACGGCAAGUAAUUUAAUUUGCUACCAGUGUCGGCGGUGUAGUUGGGUGUGAUCCAUGUUUCCACGAAUUCUUCCUUGAAUAUCAUUACCGUGUUUAAGAAUGGCGGUCCUCACAGUUUCAUGGUAAACUUUCCUGCUAAGUACACCACAAGAAGAGUCACCGCUAUACUACACGAUAUUUUAUGCUGUAGUACGGAGAUUUACGUUUGCGUUCGUUCGUAUGAAUCAGUUGACUUCUCCAGUAAUUACACUGAAGAAACCAAUGAAAGAGGAAUAGUGUGAGAUUUUAUUUAAUUACUGACACGAGACAAAAAUAUUCUUUGUGGUAAAACUAAUCGCAAAAUCUUACAUAAAUAACAAAACUAGA
Molecule: messenger RNA, 3893 nt
Organism: Anopheles moucheti
Lineage: Eukaryota; Metazoa; Arthropoda; Insecta; Diptera; Culicidae
Exons: 8
Coding region: 243-3308 (1021 amino acids)
Source: RefSeq, a predicted model, not a curated record